AUUUAUCUUUCAGGAAACAUGUCCAUCAAGCCUGUGUGUGUUAGCGAUUUUGAGCAGCGUGCUAAAAAAAUCUUACCUAAAGCAGUGUUUGAUUAUUAUUUCUCUGGAGCAGAUGAGCAGGAAUCACUGGCUGAUAAUGUAGCAGCUUUCUCCAGGUGGCGCUUGUUCCCACGAGUACUCAGAGAUGUGUCCACAGUGGACAUGUCCACUACAGUGCUGGGUCAGCGUUUAAGCAUGCCAGUAUGUGUGGCAGCUACUGCUAUGCAGAGAAUGGCCCAUCCUGAUGGAGAAACAGCGACUGCAAGAGCUUGUUUAUCUGCUGGGACAGGUAUGAUGCUGAGCUCAUGGGCCACCUCCACUAUAGAAGAGGUAGCCGAAGCAGCUCCGGGCGGAUUGCACUGGAUGCAGCUCUACAUUUACAAGGACCGAGCUCUGACUCAGUCACUGGUCAGGAAGGCUGAAAAGGCUGGGUAUAAGGGUAUCUUUGUCACUGUGGACACACCUUAUCUUGGCAAGCGACGCGAUGACGUGCGCAAUCGCUUCAAGCUGCCCUCUCAUUUGAGGAUGGCUAACUUUGAAUCGCCUGAUUUGGCGUUCUCCUCCAAAGAGGGCUACGGCGAUGACAGCGGCCUGGCGGUCUAUGUGGCGCAGGCCAUAGAUCCCAGUCUGAAAUGGGAGGACAUUGCUUGGCUAAAGAAAAUCACUUCCCUGCCUGUGGUGGUUAAAGGAGUUUUAAGAGCGGAAGAUGCCAGGGAAGCUCUAAAAUACGGUGUUGAUGGAAUACUUGUGUCAAACCACGGAGCACGACAGCUUGACUGUGUUCCAGCCACAAUCGAUGUGUUACCUGAGAUUGUGGAAGCAGUAGAUGGCAGAGUAGAGGUUUACCUGGAUGGAGGUAUACGCACUGGUACAGAUGUUUUAAAGGCUCUGGCACUGGGUGCUAAGGCUGUGUUUGUUGGAAGACCCAUCCUGUGGGGCCUGGCCUGUGAGGGUGAGAAAGGGGUCAGUGAUGUGCUUCAGUUGCUCCGAGAGGAAUUUCACCUUGCUUUAGCCCUCACAGGGUGCAGAUCUCAAGAGGAAAUCAACAGGAGCCUGUUGAGAAGAUCUGAAAAAAUUUCAAGGAUGUGAUGCUAAGAAGAAAUUUCUUAAUAAUGAUAACGGUGCUUAAUAACUGCUGGAUUUCAGCAAAAAAAAAAAAAAUCAAAAUAAAGAUCAAAUUAAGCUGAUUUGAUGAAUAUACUACAACUAUGUAGUGUAUUAGUGUUUCUUAGCAGUUUAGUGGCUCGGUAGUCAAGCCCUAAAACAAGGCCAGUAACCCUUACUUAUAAAUUGUAUCUGUUGCUAUCUUUUAAAUCUAUACGUUUACAUUACCAACAUAUUAAUUUGGGUGCUUGCCCUCAACCUAAGGCAUUUGUAGCCUAGUGAUUAAGGUACUGGACUAGUAAUCAAAAGGUUCCUUGUUCAAGCCCCACCACUGCCAGGAUGCCACUGUUGGGCCCUUGAGCAAGGCCCUUAACCCUCAAUUGCUUAGACAGUAUACUAUCACAGUACUGUAAGUCGCUUUGGAUAAAAGCGUCUGCUAAAUGCUGAAAAUGUAAAUAAAAGGUUGAGGGUUCAAGCCCAAUCAAAGAUGAUUUAGAAGUGGAUUUGGAAUGUAUUCAUAACACUUGGCUUUUUAAGCAUUAUAUUAUAUUGUGGAUUUGAUUUGGAAUUGGUUUUGGAAUUUGAUUUGUAUGUAAUUGUCAUUUUUACUUUCAUUUUAAUUUCAAAGUUACUCAUAAUGAUAAAGUGAAAACAUGCUUUUAUUAAAAAUUAAAAACUAAAUCACCUUUGCUUUAAUUAUCAUUAAGAUGUGUCCAGAACUUAAUUGUCUAAUCCACUGUAUUUUGAAUUAACUGGACAUAGUUUGGAAAGGCACACAACUGGGUCUACAAGAACCCACAAUUUACACAAUACUGUAGGACAAAAACAAAAGCAUGUUCAAAUUGGGAAUCUGGUCAAGAAAAACCUUGGUCAAGUGGGGUAGGAAAAAAACCAAACAGUUACUUUAACAGUUACUCUAAAAGUCCUGUGCAAGAAUGAGAAAACUUGUUAGAUGGAUAGCUAUCUUAGCAGCAAUUCCUAAAUUAGACCUUUAUGACCUUUGCCCUUAGACCUUUAAGUCUUGAGAGGUUUGCUAAAUGGCUGUAAAGGACUCUUCCAACAUGAGUGAAAUAAUUAUUUAGUCUGAUGAGACAGAAACUGAACUUUUUAGGCAGAACAGCAAACCUUAUGACUGGUUAAACAGGUACUGCUUGGACCUUACAAUCAAUUCUGUGAAACAUGGUGGUGGCAGCGUCACCCUAUAAAGUGCCUUUCAAUGGAUCGGUCAUGGAGAAUAGAGGGACUAGCAAAUGCAGCCAAAUACAGGUUUCUUCCUUGGUGAAAACCUCCUGUUUGCAAUCAAAAUCUGACUAAAACAAUGGUUAACCUUUCAACAGCCAAAACAACACUGGAGUUUAAGGAUAGUCUCUGAAUGUCCUGAAGUGGCACAAACGAACCCCAUUUUUAAACCUCAUCAAGCAUCUUUAAAGAGACCUGAAAAUGGCAGUUCACAUAGACCUGUCAUCCAAUCUGGCAGCAUUUGAAAAGAUUUGCCACAAACAGUGAUAUAAACUGCCCAAAUGUAGGUGGGCAAAGCUUGUAGAGACAUAUCCAGAAGACUUUAACUGUAAAUGCUGCCAAAGGUGCCUGUACCGUUUAGUGAAUAAAGGGUCUAAAUACUUUUAUGAAUAAGAUGUUUCAGUUUUUGAUUUUUAAUACAUUUUUGAAAGGAAAAACUAAAAAUGUAUUUACUUUGUCGUUAUGAGUGAUUAUGUCUAGAUUGAUGUAUAAACAUGGCAAUUAUAUUCAUUCAAAAUGAAAUCCACAACACAGUAAAGUGUGCAAAAUGUCAAGCUGUCUGAAUACUUUCUGAAUCGACUGGAGCCCCUGAGCAAGACCUUAAAGCUUACAGUAUUGUAAGGUGUCCUCUGUUGCCUGUAGAUUUGCUUUGGAUAACCUGCCAAAUGCCUAAAUGCAAUGUAAAUAAACAUAAUUCUAGAGUAUUAAAUCUCUUUCAUGAAGGCACCACCAGAAAUCUCUUCAUAAUCUGGAUCUGUGCUAUUAAAUAUGAUUUCCUAAUACAA
This is a messenger RNA of Trichomycterus rosablanca, 3167 nucleotides long. RefSeq names its product hydroxyacid oxidase (glycolate oxidase) 1 (gene hao1). Gene Ontology annotation, biological process: fatty acid alpha-oxidation. The record is from RefSeq and is a predicted model, not a curated record. Lineage: Eukaryota; Metazoa; Chordata; Actinopteri; Siluriformes; Trichomycteridae. Gene Ontology annotation, cellular component: peroxisome. Bases 19 to 1128 code for a protein of 369 amino acids. The transcript has 8 exons. Gene Ontology annotation, molecular function: FMN binding; oxidoreductase activity.